Molecule: messenger RNA, 2177 nt
Organism: Condylostylus longicornis
Lineage: Eukaryota; Metazoa; Arthropoda; Insecta; Diptera; Dolichopodidae
Product: UDP-glucosyltransferase 2-like
Exons: 5
Coding region: 36-1607 (523 amino acids)
Molecular function (GO): UDP-glycosyltransferase activity
Source: RefSeq, a predicted model, not a curated record
UUGUUCAAGGAAAUAACAUUGAAAUUUUAGUUAAGAUGAAAUUACCUUUACUAAUAGUUUUAUUGAUCCAUUAUAGUUCAGCAGCCAAUAUUUUGGGAUUAAUGAAUGUAGCAUCACCAAGUCAUUCAAUUUGGAAUAAUGUAUUAGUAAAAGGUUUAGCUGAAAGAGGACACAAUGUUACAGUUAUAAUUACUGAUUUACCUAGAAAUCCAAAAGAUAUUUUAAAAAAUGUUUCAUAUUUCAGUGUAGAGGAUGUCUACGCUGGAGUUUAUGAAGAAGUAGACUUAAAGGAAUUAUUUGAUAUUAAUCCUUUAAAAAUGGGAAUAGAAUUUUGUUCAUAUUGUGCAAGUAAUUGUAAAGCAACAAUGAAUUCAAAUGGAUUUGUUAAGUUUAUGAAAACUUAUGAUAGAAAGUUUAAAUUUGAUAUAAUUUUAUAUGAUUUUACUUGCGGUCCGUGUUUAUUAGGAUUAUUGGAAUAUUUUAAUUACCCGCCAUUAGUUGGGAUUUCAGCAUUUCCAUUUCCUUCGUUUGGUAAUAGUUUUGCUGGUGGUCAUGACCAUCCCGGUUAUAUUACCUAUCACAGUGCUUUAAUUGAUCCAGUUAACAGUAUUUCGGAUAGAUUAUAUAAUAAUUUUUUAUACUUCUUUGAAGCAAUAUAUAAAUGGUAUGUGUUCUAUCCUAAUCUGGACCAAAUUGUUAGAGAAAAAUAUUUUCCAAAAGAUAUGAAAUUAGUUCGAGACUUAGAGAAAUAUGUGACUUUAUCACUAGUGAAUUCACAUCCGUCAAUAACACCUGCUGAAUCGUUACCACCGAAUGUAAUUGAAAUAGGUGGCUUACAAUUAACUGAUCCAGAACCGUUACCUAAAGAUAUAGAAACAUUUAUAAGUUCAGCGAAAAAAGGUGCAAUAUUUUUCUCAUUAGGAACAAAUGUUCGCCCGCAAGAUUAUUCAGAUGAAAAUAUAGAAAUAUUUUUAACAAUAAUGAAAAAGUUUCCGGAAUAUAAUUUUUUGUGGAAAUUUGAUGCAGACAAAAUAAAAAAUGAAAUACCAAAAAAUCUUCUUAUAAAAAAAUUCUUUCCUCAACGUGAUAUAUUAGCACAUCCAAAUACAAAAGUUUUCAUAAGUCAUUGCGGCGGUUUAAGUACCCAAGAAUCAAUAUGGUAUGGUGUUCCAAUACUUGGAUUAGCAUUAUUUGGUGACCAAAUAAGAAACAUAAGAGAUGCUGUCCAAAAAGAGAUUGCUUUACAAAUAGAUUAUCGUUCCUUAUCUGUAAAGAAUCUUGAAAAUAAUUUAAAAGAAAUUUUGGAAAACACCAAAUAUUCUAAUAAUAUCAAAUUAAUGUCUAAAAGAUUUCGGGAUCGUCCAUUAAAACCAUUGGAUAAUACUAUUUGGUGGAUCGAAUAUGUUUUACGGAAUCCAAAUCCGGAACAUUUAAAACCAAAAUCAUUGAAAAUGAACUUUAUAACAGCAAACUCACUUGAUUUUUUUACACUCAUUUUGAUAGUUCUACAGGUUAUUUUAGUUAUAUUUUUGGCAGUUAUAUGGGCUUGUCUUUGCAAAAAAACAAAUACAUCAGCUAAUACGCAGAAAAAAAAGAAAUUAAAUUAAACAAAAUAUGAUGUGAUAUUAUAAUAAAUAAAAAAUAUUUAUUUUCCAUGAAGUAAAUCAAUAAAUUUGUAAAACUUCAAAUGAAAACUGGGUUUUUUGUAAUUCUAACAGAGGAGAGGGUGUUUAACAAUUUAAAUUUGCCGUAGCUCACCACAACAUGAACCAGUUAUUUUCUAAAUAAGUUUUUUCAACAAAUUUUGCCUUCAUAAUUUAAAUAAACUAUUUUAAAAUAUUUAAAUAUUUUAAAACUUAAAAUAAUUAAAUGCCUGUAAAUUAAAUUAAAGAGAAAAUACUUGUAAAUUAAUUUUAAUUUAAGGUAUCACUAUUAUCCAAUCAAAAAUAAAUAUUUAUUUUACUAAAUUAUUUUGAACCUAUCAAAAACAUAAAGAGUCAAUUAAGAUUGCUGUUCGAAAUGUUUAAAUAAUUUAUUACGUUUUUACAUAUAUGUUUGUAUAUAUGUAUGUAUAUAUCUAUAUGUUUUAUCAUAAGACCCAUAUGAUAUGAAUAUUAAUAUACAAAUAACAGAAAUUAAGUAAAUUAACUAUUGGGUAGCACUACAAUUUUUAUAAA